AACCACGAGGGGCCAGCCAGGACUGGCCCAGGAGACCUUCAACACACAGUUUACCGUCGUCACGUGAGGGGAACGCACGCGCUCUCUCACCCAGAACGUCUGUAGUGUUAUUUUCCUCUUGACGCAGGAUUUUUCCAGAGAUUUCAAGAUGUGGGAACCACGCAGUUGUUGUUGCUUCAAGUUACGGACCGGAAGUCUUAUUCUUGGAUUCCUGGCCUUGAUCGGUGCUGUCAUCAACGGCCUGAGCUCCAUAAGCGUCCUGACUGGUGGAUCUCUGGAACAAUUCGUAAAGCAAAAGUGUACUGACGAGUCUUUAGAUGUUAACACCGAGUGUGAAGAGACACUGGGGAAUAUAAUGUAUCCCUGCAUGAUCACCAGCAUCGUCUUAUGUGUCAUUCAAGCCUUGAACAGCAGUCUUCUCAUCUACGGCAUUUAUAAGAACAAGACACGUUUGCUGAUUCCUUUCAUGAUAACGGUGUUGAUCCUCAUCGUUUGCAUUAUACUCAUUGCCCUGGCUCUUAUUAUACUGUUUAGUAUACAGCAACAAUGGCAGGCAAUGCUCGUCAUCGCAAUCUUUUUCGGCGUCUACAUAUUUCUGGAGACGUACUUUCUUCUGGUCAUCCGUGCAUACUAUUUGGAGGUCAAGCGUUCAAAGUCUGGAGUUAUGGUGUUGCACUAAGAAGCUUCGUUAUAAACAAGACAACCACAGCAAGUGUUAGAACAAUUGGGAAUUUGUCUGCAUGUUGUUAAAACUUUUAUACGAGAACUCUGUGGAUACAUGCAACUCCUGUACAAGUCACUGUAUUACUCUUAUAAGAGUACUCUGUGGAUACAUGCAACUCCUGUACAAGUCACUAUAUUAGUGAACAUGAAGAGAAGAUAAGAUAUAUUAAUACAGCUGCUGUCAAGUCCACUGUUGAUGCUAGUCUAAAGCUAGUAUUGGGAAUCAUUAAUAAGAAAAUAAUCAAGACAAUUCAUCGUGUCCACUCCAGCUGGAAAUAUAAUGUCUAAAACCUAACCUUGAUAUUACAUGUUACUUUACAUUUUAAGAUUGUACUUUGAAUUUUAAAUAUUAAAUUUAAGAACUGUGUUAUAUUAAAGAAGUUUUAAACUGCUUGUCAUCAGUUCUAUUAUAAAUUAGUUUAAUUUCUAAAAAGUUAUGUUGAAGUUAUAAACUGUGUUGUAUAAGUAAAGUUAAUUAUUUGAUAAAUUAUUAUGGUGAAUUAAAUAUCUUGACCUACAAUAUUAUUUACUGUAUGAAUAUAAUAAGCUUUAUCUCAGUAUUGCUCCAUGUAUGUUAUGCCUGUCUGUUACCUCAUUUACCCUUCUGAAGUAUUGUAUUAGCAUAAUCACAUUAAACUUUGUAAGUAUUGUAUUACGUGAUUGCACUAUAUAUUGUGAGUUAAUGCAUUAUGUAAUUGCACUAUAUCUUGUGAAGUAUUGCAUUAUGUGAUUGCACUAUAUCUUGUGAAUUAUUGCAUUAUGUGAUUGCACUAUAUCUUGUGAAUUAUUGCAUUAUGUGAUUGCACUAUAUCUUGUGAAGUAUUGCAUUAUGUGAUUGCACUAUAUCUUGUGAAUUAUUGCAUUAUGUGAUUGCACUAUAUCUUGUGAAGUAUUGCAUUAUGUGAUUGCACUAUAUCUUGUGAAGUAUUGCAUUAUGUGAUUGCACUAUAUCUUGUGAAUUAUUGCAUUAUGUGAUUGCACUAUAUCUUGUGAAUUAUUGCAUUAUGUGAUUGCACUAUAUCUUGUGAAGUAUUGCAUUAUGUGAUUGCACUAUAUCUUGUGAAGUAUUGCAUUAUGUGAUUGCACUAUAUCUUGUGAAUUAUUGCAUUAUGUGAUUGCACUAUAUCUUGUGAAUUAUUGCAUUAUGUGAUUGCACUAUAUCUUGUGAAUUAUUGCAUUAUGUGAUUGCACUAUAUCUUGUGAAGUAUUGCAUUAUGUGAUUGCACUAUAUCUUGUGAAUUAUUGCAUUAUGUGAUUGCACUAUAUCUUGUGAAUUAUUGCAUUAUGUGAUUGCACUAUAUCUUGUGAAGUAUUGCAUUAUGUGAUUGCACUAUAUCUUGUGAAUUAUUGCAUUAUGUGAUUGCACUAUAUCUUGUGAAUUAUUGCAUUAUGUGAUUGCACUAUAUCUUGUGAAUUAUUGCAUUAUGUGAUUGCACUAUAUCUUGUGAAGUAUUGCAUUAUGUGAUUGCACUAUAUCUUGUGAAUUAUUGCAUUAUGUGAUUGCACUAUAUCUUGUGAAGUAUUGUAUCAGAUUUGUAUGAGGGACAUAUUUGUAGUGAGCCAAACACGAGCAGCACAGAGAGCAACCCUCAGUAUUCAUAGUUAUUUUAAAACGAUUUUUAAUUAGUAAUGACAACAAAAUAAGGCACGGCAUUAGAACUCAUUUUAAGAAUGUCAAUAGAUAAUAUAAUGACAGUAAAUGCUUUUUAACUAAACUUUUAUACAAUGUAAUGACAUAAUGACAAUAAAUGCAUUUUAACUAAACUUUUAUACAAUGUAAUGACAUAUAUUGACAAUAAAUAAAUUUUAACUAAACUUUUAUACAAAGUAAUGACAUAUUGACAAUAAAUAAAUUUGAACUAAACUUUUAUACAAUGUAAUGAUAUAUAAUGACAAUAAAUACAUUUUAACUAAACUUUUACACAAUGUGCUGACAUAUAUUGACAAUAAAUACAUUUUAAGUAAACUUGUAUACAAUGUAAUGAUAUAUAAAUGACAAUAAAUGUAUUGUAUCUAAAAUUUUAAACGUCUCUGCACAAUAUUAUCUCGGAAUUUAAUCAUUUCGACCAUUAUCGAAAGUACAAAUUAAUUUCCCCAAUUUGUAAUAUAUUAUAUUUACUUCAAA
Procambarus clarkii (red swamp crayfish) is the source of this 2848-nucleotide messenger RNA. RefSeq lists its product as uncharacterized. Gene Ontology annotation, cellular component: lysosomal membrane. NCBI's taxonomy places the organism in Eukaryota, Metazoa, Arthropoda, Malacostraca, Decapoda, Cambaridae. The record is from RefSeq and is a predicted model, not a curated record.